Symphalangus syndactylus (siamang) is the source of this 3993-nucleotide messenger RNA. RefSeq names its product family with sequence similarity 110 member C (gene FAM110C). Gene Ontology annotation, molecular function: alpha-tubulin binding. Gene Ontology annotation, biological process: regulation of cell projection assembly; positive regulation of cell migration. Gene Ontology annotation, cellular component: cell cortex. Lineage: Eukaryota; Metazoa; Chordata; Mammalia; Primates; Hylobatidae. The record is from RefSeq and is a predicted model, not a curated record.
GGGAGAUUCGCCAAUCGGUGAAGACUCCGGUUCUCCCCAACCCCAGGCCUGGGCAGCUGGGCACUGGGGCGCCGUUCCCCACCCGGCGCGGACUUCGGAACCGGCCCGGGGACUGACUGGCUCUGCCACUCGAGCGCGUCUCCGCUGGACCCGGAACCCGGGUCGGUCCAUUCCCCGCGAAGAUGCGUGCCCUGGCGGCCCUGAACGCGCCCCCGAACGAGCGGCUGCUUCCCCGGGACCCCGCGGCUCCCCGGGACCCCGACGCCCCCCGGCCGGCGCGCAGGAGCGCAGUGGAGAGGCUGGCGGCGGAUCGCGCCAAGUACGUGCGGAGUCGGCCGGGGACUGGCCGGGGCGUCGCUUCCGAGGGCAGCGGUCCGGGGGCGAUCAAGUGCCCGGGGAACGAGCCUGGGCCCCCGGCCCGCACCCCGGCCCCGGUGGCGCGCAGGGCUAUUGCGCGGAAGCCAUUGAGACCGGACUCGCUGAUCAUCUACCGGCAGAAAUGCGAAUUCGUGCGAGGACCGGGCGCCGACGGCCCCAGGGCGAGCCUGAUGAAGAAGCUCUUCCAGGGGCAGGGUAAGGACAAGGCGCCGGUGCCCCGGACGGGAGACGAGGGCAAGGCCGGGAACCCGGAGACCGUCCCGACCACGCCUGGCCCCGCAGCGGACCCCGCACCCCCCGAGACCCCAGCCCCAGCCGCGCGCUCCGCGGCGCCCCCCAGUGUCCCGGCCGCGCCCCCUGGCCCAGAGCCGCGGGUGGUGAGGCGUCGGGGGCUGCAGCGCUCACAGUCGGACCUCAGCUGCCGCUACUCUGCUGCCUUGGCCGAGUCCGACACCUUCUUCCAGUACUGCGGCCUGGACCCCGAGGUGGUGGAGGCCCUGGGGAGGGAGAACUUCACCGCGGAGUCGGACUGUGUGACCCUCAAGGUGCGCAGCGUGAGCGUCGCCACCUCCGGCAGCGGCUUCUCCCGGCACAGCGGCGGCGACGACGACGGGCUGCAGGAGGAGGAGCUGAUGGAGCAGGUGCCCAGCACCACUUCGGUCAUCGAGAGGAACGCCCGCAUCAUCAAGUGGCUGUACACCUGUAAGAAGGCCAAGGAGACCCCCAGCCAGGAGCAGAGCCCGACCCGAGGUGUGUGCCCAGAAGGCUGGGGGCGGGGCUGGCCGUGUGCGGGGCUGUGAAUCUUGGAAGCAAACCUUCCCGAUGAUGAAGACUUCUUGAAGGAUUUCAUGGGUGACUUGGGAUCCCAGGACCAUUUGGCCAGUGUGCCUAGGUGACCACAUGAUUGCUGUUUUACCAGGAAUACAGCAUCCCAUUGACAAAGCUUAAGUGCUCUGAGAAGGUUUAAAAUACUACAGAGAAUAUGGGAACACAGACCUUGAAAUUUAGCUGAGUUGUAACAGCUAAAGCUCUAAGAGGCGUUUUCCUUGUUAGAGGUGAAACUGCUGUCACUUCCAGAGGGCGCUGGAAACCGUAAAGCUGUUUGGAAAUCUUUUUGACUGACUUGCUGACAAAGAGGUACUGUGAUGCAUUUUAACAAUAUCUAAGUUGAUUUUUUUUUAAAUCAAGGGAAAUAAAAACCAAGCAUGAAUGCUAUGUGCCCCUUUUGACCAUCCUGGGCUGAUUAGCAUCAUUUAAAUCAAAGUAAUCAUAAAAAGGCAUAUUCUGCUUCAAUUCUGUGGUCAAAAAAGAGUAAACACACACACUUACACAUGCUGACCCCAACUGCCAGAGCAUUACUGCACUAUAAAUUACGGUUAAUUCCCAAACUAUACUACUGUUAAUCUUAUUUAACAAGUCAGAAAGCACUUUUAAAAUAACUUGAGGGCUACAAGGUCAUUCUAUUAAUGUCAUUCUCCAUUUGGGUUGUAGGCAUGUGGAAGUACCCAUUAAAAAAUAAGUUAGAGUUUAAAUACUGAUAAACAAAACCUUUUAUUGCAACUGGACAGUUUCUGGAGAGUUGGCGGAAGAAUCUUGGAGUUUCCUUUGGUCAGAUGAAUACAACAUUUCACUUUUGCAGUACUAUUUAGAAUGUACUCCAUAGUUCUCUUGUUCCCAACUUCCAAAAAGAACAGAAAACUUUGGUUUACACAGAACACAGGCAUCUGAGGCAGGACCUCUUCCCUGCCCUUUGAUCUGACUCACACCUCCACCUGUGACGUAAUCAAUCCAAAUUUGACACCAAUUCACUCUUUUCUGCAAAGAGCAUAUUUUGAAACACGGGACAGCCUGAGGGUGGCUGUAAUGAGAAUGUUCAUGGGGGUUACUGGGUCCCUAAUUCUGAACUUGCUUAUGACACCCAGAGUAAAUAGAUUCAGAUUCAGAAGCUUCUGAGAAAUAACCCAAAGAAAAUUUGUUACCCAGCCAAUUCUUCGAAAGCUUAGUAUCAAAAUAUGUCUUUUCAAGAAGAAAAUCAUUAGAUAGAAGAAUGUGGAGGGGAGAGAAAUGGGUUUCUCAUUGAUAUGAUAUUUUGUUAACCAUUUCAUUUUGAAUUAUUCAAGUCUUGGUUAAUAUUGUAUUCUAUUUUCGUAACUAUUUUACCGUGAGAGUAGGUCAUUGGGUUACUUAGAUAUUUAUUUUUACACGGUUAUUAGUCUUCAGAUAGUUUUAUUUUACUUCAUAUGAUUUUAGUUUUUGUCAGUAUAAUUUUAAAUCAUGUUCUUCUUGGUCAUCUCUGUGUAUAUUGUGUAAUUGGAUUUUCAUUGACUGCAAGUGGAGUGUUUGCCACUCAGUUCAGUACUCAGUACUGUGGUGACUUGUUUUCAAAUAAGUCUCAGAUACACGUUUAGGGAGCCUUUGCUGGCUGAAUAUAGACUCUGUCAGGACAGCAGGUCCCCUGACGUAAGAAUUUUCACCAAUGGUUGCUCUAAAAAUGCUGCUAUUUUGCUGUUCACUGUAUUGAACUUAGUUAAAAAAAAAGAUAGUGUCAAAGAUGAGAGCAGUUUUUUAAAGGAUCUUUUCAUAUACCCAAUUCCCUUAUUUUCAGAUGUCCCAUCAAUUUUAUAUAUGAAAGCUUUAAGUAAAAGUGUGCAUGCCUUUCUACUGUCAGAACAGGAUGGAUGCAGCCUGGGGCAGAUUUAUUUAAGAUAAAAAUCAUGCAGACUCAUCAUUCAUAUCAUCGGUGAAAAAUAUAAAAACAAAAUGGUUUCCACUAAAGCCACCAAGAUCUUUUAGAAAUGUUUGCACCUUUGGUGGUGGCACAGGAAAAGAGAAGAAUUCAGUUGGAGUGAAUUCUAGAAGUAGAUAUCAGAAACGGGGCAUGAAGAACAGGGGAACUGGGUGGCAUCAGACUCCUAAAGAAGUGAGUUAAUUUUCCUUCCCUUCCAUUCAGAUUCAUGCCACAGCUCCAUGUCUUGAGUAUGUGUAAGAGGUGAGUUCUUUCUUCAGCCAGGGUUGGUGGCUCAUGCCUUUAAUCCCAAUGCUUUGGGAGGCCAAGGUGGGAGGAUCACUUGUGCCCUGGGGUUCAAGGCUGCAGUGAACCAUGAUUGCACCACUGCACUCCAGCCUGAGUGACAGAGCAAGACCCUGUCUCUAAAAAUAUAUACAAAAAGUAAAACUAAAGAACUUCUUGCCUAAACCUGAAUUACCCCAAUUUGCUGAGUGACUUUGAGAAAAAUCAGACUGUUUAUUUCAUUCUGGAUGAAAAGCUUGCGAUUGCUUCCCACAAGAAUGGGCAAUAGUGACAGCUGCAAGGUAGUUUUAUUUGUUCAUGAAAGAAUGACAAUUUUUUAAAAUGUAAUGAAACAUAAUGGAAUGUUUUAAACUACUGGGCACUGAAACUGGAACAAAAAGGAGGCUUUAUUGAACAUUGGCCUUUUUCAGUUGGUUCAAAGUUCAGCACUGUGGUUAUCAUUGGUGAUGCCAGAAAACAUUAGUAGACUUAGACAAUUGCUAUGGCACUUUCUAAACAGAGCUUUUUCUAUACACUAUUUGCAACUGGAGUGCAAUAUUGUAUAUUCUGUAUUAAAGAAAUAAAGUAUUUUUAUCAUUUAUUAA